This is a messenger RNA of Manihot esculenta (cassava), 2250 nucleotides long. RefSeq names its product scarecrow-like protein 8. The record is from RefSeq and is a predicted model, not a curated record. The transcript has a single exon. Gene Ontology annotation, biological process: regulation of DNA-templated transcription. Gene Ontology annotation, cellular component: nucleus. The coding region runs from base 199 to 2106 and encodes 635 amino acids. NCBI's taxonomy places the organism in Eukaryota, Viridiplantae, Streptophyta, Magnoliopsida, Malpighiales, Euphorbiaceae. Gene Ontology annotation, molecular function: sequence-specific DNA binding; DNA-binding transcription factor activity.
UGAAAUAAAUAGAUAAUAAAAAAAUAAAGGCAACAGAGAGCUAGUUAGAAUUUGUAGGCAUCCUCCCUUAUAUUCAUUAGAAUCAUUUAACCCCAAACCAAACUCUCUUUUUUUCUUCAUUUCUUCCUGAACCCUUUUAUGUCUUAUGCGUUUCUCUAAGCACCAACUCUUGUAACUCCAUUCAUAAAGAGAGAGAGAAUGGCAUAUGGGUUCUUCGGCGGUGGUGCAGAUUUCUACACCGGCAUCGCAAGUAGAUCUAUAGUCACCAUGAAUUCUAACGACCUGUCCCAACCUUCACAUAGAACCCAGCUCUCUCAAAUGUUUCUAGACCCCACCUCUCAGAUUGUUAAGCACCGAACACCCACCGCGACCGUAACAACCCAGGGCGUAACCGGAAAGCGAACGCUCGCCGAUUUCCAAGCACAUCAACAACAACAACAACUACAGCAUCCAAAUCUAAACCCAGCACUAAAUGGUCUCCUUAUGCGGUCCGUGAAGCCCAGGAUGUCUCUACAUACGUCCUCAAACUCCACGCUUUCUCCCAUCGAUUUCACGGCUAACAUGUCUCCAGAAUUAUCGUCCUUGUCUCACCGUUAUGGUGUGCCUCUUAUUCAAGAGCUCGGGGCUCAGACCAUCAACCUUGCGCACGGGCCCACCAUGCUCUCGAUGAACCGCGCCUCUUCCGCUGUAUCUGACAUGAAUACGCUCCAAAAUCAAAACAGAGGGGAAGCAAUUAUGGGAGGACAAGAAUCCAAGAAAAGGAUGAUGAAUCGGUUGCAGGAGCUGGAAAAGCAGCUUCUGGAUGACAAUGAAGACGAUGAAGGUGAUGCGGUUUCAGUGAUUACUAACGCUAAUAGCGACUGGUCAGAAACUAUACAGAAUCUCAUCACUUCUUCAACUCCUAACCCGAUUUCUCCAUCUCCUACUUCAUCAUCUCCGUCUUGUUCUUCUUCCUCAACAUCGGUGACCACUCCAGUCCACAAUUGCUCAAAACAAACACUACUUGACGCUGCUUCCGCCAUUAACGAAGGAAAAACUGGUAUUGCUAGUGAGAUCCUGGAGCGGGUAUCUCAGUUCUCGAAUCCGAAAGGGAAUUCUGAACAGAGAUUGAUGGAAUAUAUGUUGAUGGCACUCAAAUCACGGGUUAACCCAGCGGAGAACCCGCCGCCAGUGGCGGAGCUGUAUAGCAAGGAACACGUUUUGUCGACCCGGUUACUGUAUGAUAUCUCUCCUUGUUUCAAGCUGGGAUUUAUGGCUGCUAAUCUCGCCAUUCUGGAGGCUACAAUAGACCAGCCCAGCACAAGCAGAGGGUUUCAUGUUAUUGAUUUCGAUAUAGGCCAGGGAUGCCAAUACAUGAAUCUUUUGCACGCACUAUCUGAGCGUCUGAAUAGGAAGCCUUUCACUGUGAAGAUCACGGCCGUAGCCGAUAAUGAAGGGGAAGAAAAAGAGAGGUUGAAGUCGGUUGGUGGUAAGCUGAGUCAACUCGCAGGACGGUUUGGGUUAUCUUUACAUUUCAACGUUGUGAGCUGUAAACUAGCUGAGUUAAGCCGCGACUCAUUGGGUUGCGAUCCUGAAGAGCCUUUGGCAGUUAAUUUUGCAUUCAAUCUGCAUCGAAUGCCCGACGAGAGCGUCUCAACUGAGAAUCCUAGAGACGAACUUCUUCGGCGCGUGAAGGGGUUGGCACCCCGCGUGGUGACGCUAGUGGAACAAGAAAUUAAUAGUAACACGGCUCCAUUCAUGGCGCGAGCGAACGAGGCGUGCUCGCAUUAUGGGGCAUUGUUGGAGUCGAUUGAAUCUACGGUGCAGAGGGAGCACCCAAAUAGACAGAAGGUGGAAGAAGGACUAGGUCGAAAACUGGCCAACUCGGUUGCUUGCGAAGGUAGGGACCGCGUGGAAAGAUGCGAAGUGUUUGGAAAAUGGCGGGCCCGGAUGGGAAUGGCAGGGUUCGCGUUGAAGCCACUGAGUCACAACGUGGGAGAGUCGAUGAAAGCUCGACUGAGUUCUGGAAACCAGGUGAACCCCGGUUUUACCGUUAAAGAAGAAAACGGUGGGGUUAGUUUCGGUUGGAUGGGAAAAACACUCACCGUCGCAUCUGCUUGGCGUUAACUUCACUUCCCUUCUUUUUUCGCUAAUGUCAGUAAUGGUUAUACUUGUAUUUUUGACUUUUUCUCAUAAAAUAGAAAGGGAAUGAAGGAAAGGGGAAAAAAGAAAGAAAGAAAUAAUAAAGCGAGUGAUUUUAUUUGAGAUAAA